Messenger RNA from Porites evermanni, 6296 nucleotides. Lineage: Eukaryota; Metazoa; Cnidaria; Anthozoa; Scleractinia; Poritidae. The record is from the annotation of a GenBank genome assembly.
AUGGGUCGUUUGGCGGCCUUCCACCACAAGAACAGCUUUCCCUCGGCCCCAGCAAAAGCUGAACCAGUGCUUCGCAUAAUCCCAGAAAGAAACGUGAUUCUGCGUGCCAGCACGUAGCAAGAGAAAUGGCAGCGGAGAAAACCAACGCCUAUCUUAAUUAAAACAGCCAUAGGCACCCAGGACAAGCUACACAAGAAGUCUUUUGGACUAAGUUUAAUCGUAGUAGUAAAACAUUAAAGAAAUCUAGAAUCACGUUUACGGCUAAUAGCAAACGUCAAUUUGUACCACCUGACCAUAUCUUCCCUAUUUGCCUGAAGAAAGAUUUUAUGAACCUUUUUUUAGAGAACAAAGAUGAUUGUGUUCUUUGAAUGAGGUAUCCUCCGAAGAGGAGUCCAAAGGAGCGGUUUCACUGGAGUUAAAAGUAUUCUAAAAAUCUAAGGGAUAUUUAAAACCUAUUCCAAAUACGGUCUCAGAGCAAAUAUAAUUUAAACAGAAAUAUUCCAACAUUAUGACAACGUUCUCGUCAGUUCAGUGUUUGAUUUGGGUAACGAUCACGUCAUCAUCGUAAAUCACGUGACCAUUUUAACGCGCCGUUUAUAUUUGGUUGCGAGUCAAGGUCCCUAUCUCUUUACAGAAUUUUCUUCGUGACCAGUGUCUCCUCGGCAUAUGUCCUCUUGAUCGUCUGCUGUUAAUAUUCUGACAGCUUUCACUGGAUUUCUUUUUAGAGGCCUUGCAGUGCCGAAACUAUUUAUGCUCGGUGUCCGUUAUUUUUUGACAAUGGCUUUUAGAGCAGGAAAACAAUCUUUUCGAUAGAUUUAAGGUCGCUAUGUAAAGUUACUGGUUUGCUAAAGAAUGUACGUCACUUCCGCCUCUCUCUCCUAACAAAAGUAUUUAUAUUGCGACAUUCUCCCUUAUAUUGUGCGUAAUUAUUUUUUUUCAAAGAAAACUCAGUAACAUUUGAAAACCUAAAGAAGGCAGGUCUGGGCAGCCGAGAAAUCGUUUGAAAAUUUUUAAAUACACGUUGUAUCAGCUUUGGUAGUCUUUGGACUUCUUUUUUUCCGUAUAUUGAUACCCAGUUCUAAGUUCAAUUCAUUUUUCCUUACACUUAUUUACUAACAUUAAAUUACACCUUUUUUUGUUUAUAGUUUUAAUCCUUUCUAUUUAAUUUAUGUUAAAGUGGUCAAGUAUAUGUAAACCUUUCGGUUUCCUAGAAAUCUACAAAAAAUUCAACAGUCACGUGAUCGUUGUAAUAAAGUGGUCACGAAAACGAAGACUCUAUUUAUCAGCCGUCAAAACAUUACCUUCAACAGGUUAUCCACGCGGCCUUGUCGACGCAAAAUUGUUUCGCCGCUACGGUGUUUUGAUCGAGAACGACGUAAGGUAUGAUCACAUUUCCUCGCAUUUCUUUUGUACAUUUUUAACAACAGGGUAGAUACAACGAUACCCGCAAGUACCGACUAGGAAGUGGGGACAGCGACUUAAGACAACAUGUUUUUAAUGAAGUCCGUGUUUGCACGCCAAAAUGUGUAAUUUUCCGAUCCCUUGGCAAGUUUUGAUUGAAUUGUUGUUCGCCAAAACUUUUCACCCACAUCCAGAACACUGAGUUAUAACACACGGGAACGAUUUUUAAACUCGCGGCGAAUCUUAGUGUCAAAAAUUUGUUUACGGCAGUAUCACAAAUUAUUUUAGUAUCGAUCGCAUGCUCUCUUAUUAUCUCACUGGUGACGUCGUUGUUGCAACCCAGUAAAUUUCGAGGUCACAAACAACGUUUGUGCGGACAGAAGGACAUAUUUUUUUUAUUAUUUUUAAGUUUGAAAGUAGGAACUUAAGUUUUGUUUGGUAUCAGAUGUUAUUCUUUGUUUGAAAUGAUCACGGUCGUGAUUCACGGUACCGUGAUUCACGCACGACAUGUGAAUUAGGUGAUAGCUAUAAAUAUCGGUGACAAAACCCGACACAUGUCGGAAUGCUUUUGAGAACGAAGCAUAUGCGAAUGUUUUUAUAGGUGAUCUGUUUUUAUCUGGGGUUUAGGACUCCUUUACAGAUUAUCCUUUGGCUUUUGACCAUAGAUUAUGAUAAAUGAAUGAAUAAAUAAAUGUUAGCGAUGCCAACGACUCCAUACAUUAGGUGAUACCUUCUAAAAAUGAUACCGAAAGCAGGAAGUUCUACCUGCACAAGGGCUUAGUCACGCGUUCGUUCCUCAUGAACGUCUGCGUGGGAGGCUACGGCUUGCAGGUAUUAAAUUUGUUUCCAUUUUCCAUUAGAUCCUAAAACAAAACAUCUUUAUCCAGCUUUAUCUGGCCAUUAUUCCGUUCACUUUGUUCAUGAGGGCAAGUCGCCGCUCCUUUAAACACUUCUUGAUCUUUACAGGACUCUUAAAGAUAUCUCUCCGGUCUAAGCGGGUAUCCGUAUAGUCUAGACUACGAGUAGUCCCCAUUUUUCCGGUGUCGCCUUUUCUUGGGUGGGGUGAUUUUCACGCGCGCUCGCGUUUCGCUCGCUCUACUAUCCCUAAGGAAGAAUGGGGACUACUCGUAGUCUAGUAUAGUCGGCUUUAACUGUGUAUUGUGAUUCUAUUCUCAUUACAUUAUUCCUUCGUCCACUGUACUGCCGUUCCUAACCUUGUGUCAUUGCGUCAUUUAGUGUCGGGAAUGAUCAAAGGAUUUUUGGGGGUUUGAAAUUUCAACAAUCUGAACUACGCAUGUGCGCGCGCACUGACUGCAUCAAUGGGAUUGCUGUAGAACCGCGCGCGUAUGCCGGCCGCGUAGUUCUGCCUUACAACCAUCAUGGUUAUAGAGUAAGGGCAUGUUUUCUUGGAGGUUGAAUGUAUGUGGUCCAGGGAUUUGUUGGAGUUUCGUUAGAAGCCCUAGGGAUUUUUUGAGGUGAGGAUUUCUGCACCCUGUCGAUCAUCCCCGUGUCUUUAAUCCCGGAGUAACCCCACGUGGGUGAUAUGUCCCAAACCUCUGGCGCUGCCUGAGUAGGGUACCCUUCCGUGGCUACGUCACCAAGGGCCCUUGAUGAGCCUGUUAAAAAGACACACCCACAAGUAUAUUGUAUGGUCUAUUUUACUUCCGAUUGUAAAUUUGCAUCACCUUUUCAACAUUACUUUUGAUACAAAUUUCUUUUUUUCUUUAGGUUGCACCAUGGAUACAGGAAAACGUCACUCGGUAGGAGAUGUACUUAUGAUUUAUGUACUCCCGCCUUUUAUUUCUUUUAGCUACGCUCCAUUAUUACUGCAGUUACAUUUUCAAAUCUUUGGUAAUAUAUAUCUAGCCGAUUUAUGGAAAACGAAUUUUUUUUUUGCGCUCGAUAACCUCGAAAAUCACGCUAGCAAAGGAAAAGGAACGGAAAAUAGAAAGAGCGAGGAGAAAGAAAACAAUGGUUGCAGUCUUAGUUUUUAUAGUGGCUACUUUAUACUGAAAAAGACUACCUCUUGGUUUUCAUGGGUGGUAACGUUUUCAAAAAUCCGGCUAUAUAUACUGUCCUGUGGCCACACCUCGAAUUUUAGUACACUGUAUAAUCUUCUGCGGGCGAGCGUUGGUGAGACACCAUGCUAAAUUAUUUUGGAUGAAAGAUCAGCCUUGAGGGUGCACCGUUGGUUACGAGGAUUAUCCGGGACAUAGGCCUAGAGUAUUGGCCCGUUUGAACGACGAAAAAUUAAGCGUCAAGUAUUGUAUUUACGAUUUUUGUUUACCAUAGUAAUCUAAUCAGGCUUCAUACAAGUUCAUUUGUAGCUGCCUUUUUAUCAGGAACGUCUUCCAAAUUCAUGCGAGCCCCCUUUUUGAAAUUGAAUUUCCUGGAAUCUGGAAUCUACGGCAUGGAAUCCAAGCGCUUUAAUUAACUGCCAUCAAAGUAAAUUAGACUGAUACAUUUGAGUUCCAAUUUUAGUUAAUAUGAAAAUUUUCGUUUACAUCUUUCGUCAGGAUAGUGACCCAAAAGCGUAUUCUGCCGAUCGAGAAGAAGAACCGGUGCAUCCUGGGUAGGUUAUUGUGCAAGUCGCCUUGUACCACGCGAUACUAUAUUGCAACCACUCUUCCUAGUUCGCAUAUUUCGAAUUCGUACUUUCGCCGGUAAGCAGAAGUCGGUGCAGUAUAGCCUCCCCAAGGGGGUUAUGAGGGAGGGGGUUGGCAAUCAAGGCAUGUUUAGGUAAAGGUGUGUCGCUGAGGGCUACUAGCCAUGGAGACAAAAAUAAAAGUCGCGUUCGUCAGAACGCAUCCUAAUCUGGUGUUCCUUUGGCGCUAAGGCAGAAAUUUUCGAUCUAUCACGGGUGACUGCAGCAAAUAAGGGAGUGUCCCCCUCCCCCCCCUAAGAUGUAACCUUCGCAUGAGUGUGGGUUUUAUACGUUGUUGUUACAAUUAAUAGUUGAUAGUUGUUUUCUUCUUUUCUCUCAUUUUGCUUUCACCUUUUUUUGGAUUUAAAGAUUACAAUCGGAUACGGCAGAGGACGAGGAAUCUGAAAACUACCCCCAAGAGAUGUUUCCGUUGGAAGUAAGUAUUCAGCAAUGAAAAGGAAGGCAUUUUACUGAAAGAAGCAAUUUCUUUAAAUAGCAUUCGGGACAAUUAAAAAUGAGAAAUGUCUUAAUGUGUGUCCGAAGCUAAAGGUCACGAUGAACAGUUUAACUUGACGGAUUUGUUUUUAAGGGCAUAUCUUUAUCACUGGUAACUCCACUGAUGAAGGGCCUGGGCCCGAGACGUUUGGAGUAAAACUCAAACUAAAACACGGCCUUUUGUUCAUUAUUUUUCUAUUUUUUUGUUGAACAUUCCCUUACUAUCUUUAUUAUUGUAAUUCACGUCAGCGCUUGAUUUUUUAUUUGUAGGAAGCAUCGCAUUGUACAGAGAACGGAAAGCCUAUACGAACGUGCACUGAAGAAACACUUGAACCUCGUCUUGUGGUAUAGUAAGUUGAUCAUUUUUCCAUCAUUCAUAUCCAUUAUAAUUUCCUAGUCAUUUUGCAUAAUUACGCAGGUGUUUUGUAAAAUCAGUAAAAUUUUCAGAAGCAACAACAAUGAAUGUUGACGCGCUUUAAGGUUUUCGCGGGAGGUUCCAAAAGCCCGUUAAGACAAAGUAAUUUUUGUACAAUCACGAACCAACAUAAAGAACUUUACUGCGAGGUGCUCGGACGUCGACCUUUCUGUACUGCUCAUGAAAAACUUCAUUCGUGCUGAAAAAAGACGAGCACAUCCUCAACCCUUUUAUUCCUAGACCACGUUUGGAGACCUGAUUAUUUGGCACACUAACUUUGAAAUCUAAGGAGGAAAUCCUCUGGUUUUACCAUACAAAUAAAACCUCUUUGUCAGAAUUUUUGCAUAGCAAUAUUUAUUUGUUGUGAUUUUAUUGGUCUCUUUUGGGAAGUUUUUCUUCGGCCACUAUUUAGAUUACGGGUUAACGAUCUUGUAUACCUCAAAGUGAUACUAAAAAUGCGUAUUUCUGCUUCCAAUCUUAGCCCCCAGAGUGUAAUUUAUAUGUCCCCCUUCUUCUAAUACGCCCGUUAUAAGUGUCGCAUCAUUUAAGAAAAUCCAAAACAGUCUUGGAUUCUGGAUUUCAAGCUGUGGAUUCUGGAUUCCGGAUUCCUUUUCAGUGGAACUUGGACUCGUGAUUCCAAUCGUUUGCUGGAUUCCGGAUUCCUUGAGCUGAAUUGUGGAUUCCAAAGCUUAAGAUUCCAGUUUCCACUCUAAGUGGAGCGAGAUCACUAAGGGUCCACUUUGAACAUCAUAGAAGCAAAUAUGUUCCAAUAAAGAAGAGUGAAAGUAAUACGCACACCCUAUAGCUGCAUUCUUACUCGUACGUUUAAUCUUUUACACCCUUAAACAGUUUUGUUUCAGUCACAUUUCAGUUUUUGUUCUAAAACUUGUACUCGUUCAGGCUCCUAAUUCAUUUUGUGAAUAAUCUUAACUUGACAUUUCACCACCAAAAGUACUAAUUAAGGUAGUGAGUGCUUCUUAUAAAUCCUAGUCUGGAAGCAACAGCCUUUUUGGAGUGAAGGGCGUCAACUGGAAGCCUGGACUUUUUGCAUCACUGAGAAGUGGUUUGGUUGAAACUCUCGGGUAAAUCGUCCCUAUAACAGAAACGAAAGUUAGCAACACAAAUUGUAUAACGUCAAGGCAUAAAAAACCGAAGGAGGCCUCACUUCCGGUUGACGUGUGUCAACCGGAAGCUCCCUAAUGUGGGAUCAGUGACGUUACCCCAUUUUCUUGAAAUAACUCGCGGUUGUUCUUUUGCAGUGGAACGCGAAGUGCCUGGUCAAGAGGGAGCGGUAACAAACCCAGCCAAGCUCAGAGACAAGUAAGCGUUUUAGUUUUUUAG